AUGGAACACUCCACGAAGACUGUUACAACUGAAGUUCUGAAUUUAUUCGGCCAUAUGUUGCCAGCAAUUUUUCCUUUUAAGCUGGUUGGUGUAAUGCAAGAGUUAAUUAAAACUGCAACUGAUUCUGGCACUGAAUUAGCUGCUCAUCAAUAUCUUAUAGUGACUAUGGCAUCUAGUGAGGAAUAUCAUUCGCCAUCAGGGAAUCUACCACUUCAGUUGUCGGCUAAACGGAUUUCCAAAGCUCGUAAAUCUUGUUCCGGAGAUCACCAAAAUUGCAGUCCGGUUAGAAAAAAUCAUAUUGACGACUCGAACAGCAUUAUCGUCACUCCUUCUAUUGAUAGUCGAGAACUUGAUCGUCUAAAAUUCACUAACCCAGGUAGACAGAUGGAAGAACUAGAAGUCGGUUGGUCCGAAGCAAAUAUGACACGAAGUGUUCGCAGACAAAUGACCGUUAAAUCUGGUCACAAAUCAUCAGAUCGGUUGCAUCCGUUAUACGAUUCUCGUGGCCGCCUUUUAGGAACUUUAGAAUAUAGUUGUGAUUGUCUAAAAUCUGAAUGUCCUGGGUGCCAUUUGCCAUGUCGUAGGUGCCAUUCUACGUUUUGUGGAGCAUCAUGUCGAAUUUAUCGAACUUAUCGUGUUAAUGAAGUAAGUUCCUAAUCGUUUCAUAUUAACGUUUUCUUCAUCCAUUGAAAGGUUAUGUUAUUCAAGUUAUUACAAUUUUUAAUACUCUUUUCUAUUAAAUUGUAUUCGAGAUAAGUCUGAUGUUCGUGGAUUUAUCUUCGUCCACAGUUCGUUUGCUAUCGGCAGUUUGAUAGUUGACGUACUCGGAGCUUAGCCAUUUGGCUACAGACGUGGAACCCAC
Schistosoma intercalatum is the source of this 862-nucleotide messenger RNA. The record is from the annotation of a GenBank genome assembly. NCBI's taxonomy places the organism in Eukaryota, Metazoa, Platyhelminthes, Trematoda, Strigeidida, Schistosomatidae.